AUGGGUCAUGGAUACAGCGCCGAGCCUUUAAGGGGAGAUAAAAUAUCACCAAUUGCAACUUACCCUCCAAGUAAAUUUAUGAUAUUCCGAAUGCCAACUGAUUUGGAGAAAGAAGUUCAUACGUAG
Messenger RNA from Entrophospora sp. SA101, 126 nucleotides. The record is from the annotation of a GenBank genome assembly. NCBI's taxonomy places the organism in Eukaryota, Fungi, Glomeromycota, Glomeromycetes, Entrophosporales, Entrophosporaceae.